AGAGAGCGCGCAAAGACGGCCUCAAAUGCUUGGGAUAAUUCCGCUUCCGUUGGGAAUAGGGACCAGCCGCAGCCUCUGACCGACUCGAGCGGGGUCUCGCAACCUGCCUGCUUGCCGAGGCUCGAGCGCGUCUAGGGGCUCCCCACCAUGGCAACCUCUCCUCAGAAAUCGCCUUCCGCCCCCAAAUCUCCAACCCCCAAGUCGCCCCCUUCCCGGAAGAAAGAUGACUCCUUCUUGGGCAAACUUGGGGGCACUUUGGCUAGGAGGAAAAAAGCCAAAGAAGUGUCUGAACUGCAAGAAGAAGGAAUAAAUGCCAUUAACUUACCACUUAGCCCAAUUCCUUUUGAAUUAGAUCCUGAAGACACUAUGCUAGAGGAAAAUGAAGUCCGAACAAUGAUUGACCCCAAUUCAAGAAGUGACCCAAAACUACAGGAGCUGAUGAAGGUUUUGAUUGACUGGAUUAAUGAUGUGUUGGUAGGAGAACGCAUCAUUGUGAAAGACCUGGCUGAGGAUCUGUAUGAUGGACAAGUGCUGCAGAAACUCUUUGAGAAGCUUGAGAGUGAGAAACUCAACGUUGCUGAAGUCACACAGUCUGAAAUAGCUCAGAAACAGAAGCUACAGACAGUACUUGAAAAGAUCAAUGAAACCCUUAAGCUUCCCCCAAGGAGCAUCAAGUGGAAUGUUGAUUCUGUCCAUGCUAAAAGUCUAGUUGCAAUACUGCACCUUUUGGUUGCAUUAUCACAGUACUUUCGAGCUCCAAUCAGACUGCCAGAUCAUGUAUCCAUUCAAGUGGUUGUUGUCCAGAAACGCGAAGGAAUCCUACAGUCCCGACAAAUCCAAGAAGAAAUAACUGGUAACACUGAGGCAUUGUCAGGACGGCAUGAACGGGAUGCAUUUGACACACUAUUUGACCAUGCUCCGGACAAACUCAAUGUUGUGAAAAAGACCCUCAUAACUUUUGUGAAUAAACAUCUGAAUAAACUGAACUUGGAAGUUACAGAACUGGAAACCCAGUUUGCAGAUGGAGUGUACCUGGUGCUGCUGAUGGGUCUUCUUGAAGAUUAUUUUGUGCCUCUUCACAGCUUUUUCUUGACUCCUGAUAGUUUCGAGCAAAAGGUGCUCAAUGUGUCCUUUGCAUUUGAGCUAAUGCAAGAUGGAGGGCUGGAAAAACCAAAGCCAAGGCCAGAAGAUAUUGUAAAUUGUGACUUAAAGUCGACCCCGAGAGUGCUGUACAAUCUGUUCACAAAAUACAGAAACUUAGAUUGAAGAAAUGCAGUGGGUUGCUGCUGCAGGUGGUUGUUCAUGACCCAGCCAAGGAGCCAAUUUUUCUUGGUAGUCAUUCUUUUGUAUGUAUGGAUAUUCUUAUUAUGUAUGUUUGUUUCAGAUAGUCUUAAUUUAAAACAUUCUAAUUUCAAUCAAAAAUAUUGUAAAGUAAAAACCUGAUACACAGGUUUCUGCUGAGGGCCUCCAUGUUGGCUAUAUUAUUAUUCUUAUAAUUUCUUGGAGAACAAGCACCAGAUACAAAGCCUGAUCCUAGACAUGUUAGGAGAACGGGCUGAUGUGUUUGGAAAUAAGUCUAACCCUGUAAGUUGUGCUAAGAAAAUAACCCAUUGUACACACACACACACACACACACACACACAUUCUGCUGCUUGGAGCAUGCUGCCGCUUAUGUGGAACCCACUCUUAGCCACAGCACCAUUACAUAAACAUUGGUACUCCUGGUGCCUUUGGAACCACUGCUUUAGUCCUCCUUCCCUUUUUCUAUGCUCUGCUAUGCUGCAGUGGGCACAGAAACUUUACAGAUAAGGUAUAUACCUUUGAAAGCGAGAAGGAUUUUUGUGUGCUUUGGAGAUAAAAUGAAUGCGAGAUGUUGAUUGCUUACUGAAAAUCAGACUAUGCUACAUUGUUGAUAUUGAGCCUAACGUUAAAAUGUUAGAACAUCCAUGUUAACAAGAUUUAGUGAAGAAUAUAUAUACAGGGAAAAGAAAGUUCUGUGUUGUACUAUCACAUUAUAUUAUUUGUUCCACACUUAAUAUUGUACUAAAUGUUGGGAAGAGCAGCCUAUUUUUAUAGCAUUAUUUUCAAGAGGAAGUGACCUAACCUUACAUAACACCCUCUGUUAUAUGGAUUAGGAUGCUGAUUUUAAAUUAACAUUUUUGAUAUAUACUUGGAACCCUGCUAUAUAGUGGGGGGUCUAAGCUCUUUGAUUACUUCACUUUGAAUUGGUUUUUGUAAUGCAAGUAGGGGGCUUCACUUUGUAUAGAAAUGUAACUGCUGUACUGAUACCUCCCUGAAAUUUUCAAUAGCCUAGGGCUGAUUCUCAUCUUAGUUUUGAUUGUGGUAAAGUUGCCAAUGAGUGAUCGUAUCUCAUUAGUUUUGUUUGACAAAUAUGUUGCUUGGUCUCAUGUGAUUAGAUCUAGGGUUUAAUAUGUCCUUAUAACUAGAUGAUAAAAGUUUGCCUGACAUAUUACAUACCAUUUCUUACCACAUGAGGGUGCGUACAAACAGCACAGUCAUUAAACAAAACUGAUAGGCCUAAAUUACCUGAUGGUGACUUUUAGAGUGAACAGAUCAAAACUCUUAUUCCUCAAAUAGAGAGAGGCAGAAGAGACUUGAUAAACUGCACCAGUCUUUUGCACAACUAUGAGAAGUAUAGGAACCCCAUCUUUCUUUGGAUCUGGUCACUUAAAUGAUGUUGCCAUGUUACUUUUUAAAAAAACACAUGAAACCUGGUUCUCAAUGUACCUGGGCAGAUUUGUUACUCUUUACACCGCUGAUCUAGUUUUGUUGUUGUUUGUUGGGGGGCGGGGUUGGUUUUUUGUUUUGUUUUGCCAUUUCACUACAAAUCUGAUUACUGCACCCUAAACACAGUUAUAUGUGUACAUAAAUUCUGAACUAACUUUCUAAUUAUUUGAAACAUUUGCCCCUUAGUAGACAUAAAGCGACUCCUGGAUAGUAUUGUCAGAUUCACUGCAGAGGAGGGAUCUUGUGCAUACUGUAUUUGAACAGAAGAAACACCUUCUGCAAGUUAAUCUUCACCCAUCGUAUUGUUGUAGAGGUUGCAAGGGGCAGAAUUAGUUACAAAACAAUAGCUGACAUCUUCACUAAUGGUGCACAUGUAUAGCCAAAAAAGGCACCUUGGUGAUCUUGUGGAACAUCGUCUGUACCUGGCCCAUGCGGGUGCAUACAAUGUUCCACAGGAUCACUAAGCAAGUGUUUUUAAAAAGAAGAAAUUGAGGCUUUAAGAAAAGCCUACUUAUAUUCUUAUGUUCACCAUAAAGUACCACUGCGA
Messenger RNA from Hemicordylus capensis (graceful crag lizard), 3295 nucleotides. It is a transcript of the gene PARVA, whose product is annotated as parvin alpha. The transcript has 13 exons. The record is from RefSeq and is a predicted model, not a curated record. Gene Ontology annotation, molecular function: actin binding. Gene Ontology annotation, cellular component: focal adhesion; actin cytoskeleton; cytoplasm. NCBI's taxonomy places the organism in Eukaryota, Metazoa, Chordata, Lepidosauria, Squamata, Cordylidae. The coding region runs from base 148 to 1266 and encodes 372 amino acids. Gene Ontology annotation, biological process: establishment or maintenance of cell polarity; substrate adhesion-dependent cell spreading; actin cytoskeleton organization.